GCCAUAAACAGAAGAAGAGCAGUGACAGGCAGCUGGUGACAGCCGGAGUGGACCGUCACUGAACCGUCACUGAACCCGGACCAAGCGGACUAAUCAGCUGCACAUACACACACACUCACACACACUCACACACACUCACGCAGCUCGACAGAAACACAGCGUUAACACCCGCUGCUUACGAGUUGUAGCUUUUGCAACUUUUAUCCGAGUAGCUUCGGGCGAACUGCCGCGACUAGUCCAAGUACUGUUGUGUGUUACCACUGGUGCUGAUGGCAAACUGAGUGAACACUGUUGCUUCGAGUUUUAGCUAAGGCAGCUAGCUAACGCUGGAUGGGAAAACUAGCUAGCAAGUAGCUAGGCAGUGUUUACAGUACACAUCGAUUAUCGACAUCGGCUAGCCUACUGCGUGAGACUGAUACGUUCCCGACAAACGCCAGCCUGGUUGCUACUUUUCAGAGAUGGGUGACAUAAACCCAUCGACAUCGCAUGCAUUUGAGUCAGAGGGUUUUAGUCCGCCAUACAGAAGGAGGAGGACAGUAGAGGAUUUUAACAAGUUCUGCACUUUUGUAUUGGCCUAUGCCGGUUACAUCCCAUACCCCCAAGAGGACUCUCCACUGCGCAGCAGCUCCAGCCCCCCCAACAGUACAGGCAGCACAGCUGACAGUGAUGGCUGGACCCCUGGACCCCCGUCCUCCUGCCCACAGCGCCCUCCCAAAGGCCCUCAGGACAGGGCCCGCAAACGUCCACAGCCAGGGGCCACAUUAUCAAGCCACACCAAAAAAGAUCACACAAUCACCACCCUGCAUGCAGAUGACCGCAGGAAAACUGAGAAACUAAAGAAGAAGAAGAGGAGAAAGGAGAGAGAGAACCAGAUUGGUGAGCCAAGUGUCACGCAGCAGGCUCACUCGACAGUCUCAGAGCUACCGGGUCCCCUCUCUCUCAGUGGCCGAACAAUUAAAGAAGAGCCUGAUGAGGACAUCACCAUUCCCCUCCACCCUCCUCAUCCACAGCGUCUGCCGAGCCCUUCCCAUUGUAAGCAGGAGCCCAAGGCAGAACACACCAGCUGGGAUGGUCAGGACCUACAAGAAGGGGUGGUGAAGGUGGAGAAGGUGGAGGGGUUUUCCGGGAACAGAACGGUGUUCCGCCAGGGAAAACAGGUUGUGUUCCGAGACGAGGAUGGAUCAGGGGAGGACGAAGACAUCAUGGUGGACUCUGAUGACGACUCGUGGGACCUGGUGACAUGUUUCUGCAUGAAGCCGUUCGCGGGCCGGGCCAUGAUUGAGUGUAAUAAGUGUAACACCUGGAUCCACCUGUCAUGUGCCAAGAUCCGCAAGAGCCAUGUCCCGGAAACAUAUGUGUGCCAGAGCUGCCGAGAGACACAUGGUCCCCCGGAUGCUCGCCGCUCCCACCGCUCACGCAUGGGCCCUCGCAAACAUCUGCUAGACUGACCCCAGGACGAACACUGAACUCUAACCCCAGCCACUCCUGUUUUCUCGCACCUGCUGGACUGACUCUUCCUCAGAUUCAACGUCCGAUGACCUGCGUGGCCAGCACUGGACCCACAUUUUCUAUAAACAUUUUGGUGGACCUAUCCCCAGCCCCUCUCCCGUUUGAGAACAAUUCGAGUGCUAUUUUAGAUUUCCUAAGGUUUGUUUCUGCUUCCCUACAGACUCUGUGCGUAAGGCAAUCAAUGAAUGGAUGUCUGUCUGUAGUUGGCGUUAGCAGCAAACCGCUACUGUUGGGACUUGGUGUCUCGUGAACACUGGAAACAUUUGAACUGCCAUAGAGAAUACCCUGACAACUGCCACCCACUAUGGUGCAUGCUGGGAUUUGUAAGAAAGACGGUUUGCACUUGUUUCUGUUUUUUCCUUCUUUUUUUUCUCCAUUUUUAUUCCAUCUGACUUUUCUAUGAUACAUAAAGUUAUGUCUUUGUGUCUAAACUGGAUUCAGUUUCAGCCUCUAUACAUGUUACAUUAUUCACGGUUUUUAAAAUGAGUUAAUUCAUCGCUUCAGAUGGUGCUAUACUAUUAUACUGAGGUGUAAGAUGUAGGCUAGACAACAGUCUGCAUCUCAUUCAUCUACAUUGUUUUGUGAUCAAGGACAUUGUGAAAGAGUAUCAUUGAGGGUCUACGCCAGCACAACUGAAGUGAACGCUUGUCCCUCUGCCUUCUUGUUCACUAGCUGUCUUCCUGCCUCAACCUCUCCUCUGAAUCAAGAUGUUACUUGUUCACCAGUGGAGCUUUCACACACAUGUGCACACACACUGCAUUUUUUUUGUUUGUUGUUGUUUUUUUUUUUUGUUUGUUUUUUGUUUUUUGUUUUUUUUAAUUAACCGGUGUUCUUUUUUAAUUUCAUGGAGUUCUGUUUCUGACAAUUUCAUGAUCAAUAAUCUUGUUAUUUCACAAUCAAAAAAGGCAAAUGUUGACAAGAGCCAGAUACUGACAUGUUUGCAGAUCCCUGAUUUUGAGAAAGGGUGAUUUCUGUUGCCUCCAGUCAGCCUGAUUUUGCUACAAUUAAGCACAGGGUUGCAUAUUGUGGUACUGUUAAAGGGUUGAACUUUUUUUUUCUUUUUCUUGCAAACCGUGAAUUAGAUUUCCCUUGGCUUAAACAAUUUCAUGUUCAAGACAAUGUUUGUUUUCAAAGAUAAGUCUAUAUUUAUAGAAGGGAACUUUGUUUGGCCGUCCUGUUUAAGCACCAACUUCAAUGGGGAAAAAAGCUAUCUUCAAAAGGGUGAUGUACACAGUAAACUGGAAUAGUGUUGUUAGAGAUAUUCUCUCUGGGCCUGAGUGAAAUUAUGCAUGAGAGUGUGUGUGUUUGGUUAGUGAAAAUUGCGUGAGUGUGUAAAUGUUGGCAAUGCAUGUGCUGCUAUGAGUUGUCUAAACUAGGUCCAUGGUUUCUCAGUAGUCUUGGUGAGACAAAGGAGAGGAUGUCUGCUUAGUGCCAUGGACAGGGUAAAUCUGGAUUGCUAGUUUCUAGAUUUGGACUAGAGGAACGGAUCUUUUCCUCUCAUCACCUCUUGCUAAAGUUUUCACAGCAGUAUUCAAUUACUUCACACGUUCAGUGCGUUAAAUAAUAAAUAAAUAAAAAAAAGAAAGAUUUAUAUUUCAGGGCUCUUUUGUUCCUAAAAUUUCUUCCAAUUUGGACUAAAGAUUUUAAGCUUUGUUAUGCACAUGUCAUCAACUGUUCAGCCUGUUUGUGUGGGAUACAUGAUUUCUAAAGAGAUAAAAGCCAUAGAUUACAUGAAAGUGACAGAUUUUAGACACAACCUUUUGAUGCUAGUCUGUGAUGGGAUUUUACAAUGCAGAAUCAAUGAUCUGACCAGGGAACGACUAUCACUCAGUGAAUGUGGUUAGUAGAGAGCUGAUUAAACUUCCUAGUAGUUUAAAGGUACACUCAUCUCCUGGUCUUUAGAAAUGCUGGUUAACUGGUCCAUAUCCAGCAGUCACCCAUGUCUCGAUGGCCUUAAGACAUAAGGUUCCCAUCUUGAAAGUCUGCUGUUUCUCAAAACAUUAAAGUCUUAAGGAGAACUUUUUAUGUCUUUAAGAUCUCUUCAGGCACACAUUGUUAAUUUAAGCCCGCUGCGUCUUAAGACAUCAGUGUAAUUAAUGUAACAAUUCUCAUUGUGAUACAGCUUUUAUGUUUAUUCUGAUCCUGGGUUGUCCUAUCCCCCUAUUGAGAAAGCGUUGUCUGUACUGUGGUGCAAACUGUUUCUGUGAAACUAUUGUAAACUAUUGUAAAUAAAGAGUUACGAUUUUAACCCGA
Molecule: messenger RNA, 3762 nt
Organism: Myripristis murdjan (pinecone soldierfish)
Lineage: Eukaryota; Metazoa; Chordata; Actinopteri; Holocentriformes; Holocentridae
Gene: phf13
Product: PHD finger protein 13
Exons: 5
Coding region: 459-1448 (329 amino acids)
Biological process (GO): mitotic chromosome condensation
Cellular component (GO): nucleus
Molecular function (GO): chromatin binding
Source: RefSeq, a predicted model, not a curated record